Bacidia gigantensis is the source of this 1527-nucleotide messenger RNA. RefSeq lists its product as uncharacterized. The transcript has a single exon. NCBI's taxonomy places the organism in Eukaryota, Fungi, Ascomycota, Lecanoromycetes, Lecanorales, Ramalinaceae. The coding region runs from base 1 to 1527 and encodes 508 amino acids. Gene Ontology annotation, molecular function: protein binding. The record is from RefSeq and is a predicted model, not a curated record.
AUGAACCUCGAAACCGGAUAUCGAAGCUUCUCAGACUACAGGGAGCGUAGAGACGAGUUGCGCCGACUUGUACAGUCCCUUUCGUUCUCCGAUCGGCGAUAUCUGUUCGAUAUUAUCACAAAUGAUGCCAAGCUUGAUGUAUUUGGUCAGCUUCCCGCCGAAAUUUGUGAUAGCAUUAUUCAGCAUCUACCUCUUCGCCAAUGCUUUCGAGCUCGCAGGGUCUCACGUCGCUGGAACGAGCGUUUGACCUCGCUUCAUGCAAUCAAUGGGAAGUUGCGACGAUGGUCGAGUUCUACAGCACCAUUGAACAGCGCAGAAUUGACCUCCAAAGCAAACAAAGUCGCUGCGUUCACCCGGGGUUCUCCAUUCAGCAUGAAACAAAUCACCAUACCGAAACAUGCACAUAGCUUGAAAUGCAGGGCAGGAUAUUUGGUAUGGGACGACAUGAUUCAUGGUGAACGUAGGCAAGUAACGAGUAUCAAUAUGGAGUCGGGCCUGGAGCAAAUCCUGAUGAUGCCAAAUCGAGAGACGAUCAGAUGCAUCGAAUUGUCAGCUACCAUGUUGGUUGCGCUUGUGGAUGCCGGAAGAUGUUAUGUUUGGGAUCUAUCAGACAGUAUGUCCGUUCAACAGCCGAGGUGCUUGCAGCUUGAGAACACAAAUGGUGUGCAUUUGGCCGUCUCGAAUACCUCCAUUGCUUUUCAUCCUUUCUUCCCUCAGGGCUGGCGUGGGAGGCAGAAUCCUCCUAAUUGGCCUACAGUUCGUAUAUGGGAUAGAGACAGCGAGUCCAUGACCGAGUUUGGGAUCCCUCACAUGGCUUCUGCAAGAUUCAUCGUCUCGCUUACCUUUUCUUUGGAUGGUCGCUCAAUAUUGCUCUUAAGGCAGUUGAAGCAAAUAAGACAAGAAAGUGUUCGAACAGACAAAGUACCCUACAGCUUUUACCGCAUAAAUCUUCGCGGUGAAGUCCUAAGUGAGGGCUUGCAAGUUAUUUUCACGUAUCCGAUACCAAAGAACCUUGAGCCAGCAGACGUUAAGUUUGUCCAAGGAGCUUUCGAUGCAUCCUCCGUGCUCUUACACACGACAAACUUCACAACGUCGCCUUGGGAGCUCCAAUAUUUAUGUUAUGACUGCGAAAAUGAUCGUCUACGAGUGGAUAGCUUCAAUGUUAAAGCCCCAUUACUCGAUAACUCGACGGAAGCUGUUCAUGUCUGGAGAGAUGUCAUGUACAUCAAUACUAGGCUAAAUAUAUUCAGCUCCAAGACUAUCUUACGAGUUAUAGACCUCGGUGAUAACAAGACCCAAACUGACUGUCAUGACUGGCCAGCUACAGACGUAUUUGGUGGCAUUCGUAGUGGAAGGAAGGGAAAAUUGCUGGGCGAUGAGACAUUUCUGAUCCAUUUGAUUGGUAAUACAGCAUACAUCAUGUGCUUUGAUAAGGACCUUAGAAUGGUGGAUGAGGACGUUGAGUUUCGCCAGCGACGUCAACAAGAGCUUGAAGCACGUUUUGCCAAACGUCGUCAGUUGACGUAG